Messenger RNA from Megalops cyprinoides (Indo-Pacific tarpon), 2972 nucleotides. RefSeq names its product intestinal mucin-like protein. Gene Ontology annotation, cellular component: extracellular matrix. Gene Ontology annotation, molecular function: protein binding. The record is from RefSeq and is a predicted model, not a curated record. NCBI's taxonomy places the organism in Eukaryota, Metazoa, Chordata, Actinopteri, Elopiformes, Megalopidae. The coding region runs from base 359 to 2899 and encodes 846 amino acids. The transcript has 19 exons.
UAGAGCUAAGAAAUAUCCCAACCUUCAGCUCUCAGAGCUGGGGCAAGAUGUGGAGUGUAACCCAUCUGUUGGCUUGAUUUGUUUGAACAAAAACCAGGGUCUGCAGAAACAGUGCUUUGACUAUGAGAUAAGGGUGAAAUGUUGCACCUGUCCUCCAUCAACUACCUCAACAGCCACCACCGUACCCACAACUCCGUCAACAACAACGACAGUGACCACAACUCCAUCAACAACCACUGUGACCACAAGUCCAUCAACAACAACCACUGUAACCACAACACCUCCACCAACAACAACUUUACCCAUUGUAACCAAAACAAUCCCUACAACUACCAUUCCCCAUCCCAUUCCCCAGUGCAUGUGCAAAUACAAUGGGACAUCAUUUCCACAAGGUUCGGAGAUCUACAACGUCACCGACCAUGCUGGGUUUUGUUUCACGGCUUUCUGCAAUGAAACUUGUGGAAUAGUCAAAAAUUUUGGUCCAUGUUACACCACAGUAACUCCCUCUGUAACUCCAUCCACUUCAACUUCACCAUCCACUUCAACGUCACCAUCCACUUCAACAUCACCAUCAUCAACAACUCAAAUUGAUUGUGACCAAUACCAUCCACCAAAAAAGAGUGGUGAAUCAUGGAGGUAUGACAACUGCACCAUAGCGACCUGCUACAGUGGGUCAGUUACCUUGAAGCCAGUGCAGUGUGAUCCUGUGAAGCCAAUUGUUUGUGAAAAUAACCUUCCUCCUGUGAAGGUCUAUGAUGAGUCUGGAUGUUGCUAUCAAUACCAAUGUCAAUGUGUCUGCUAUGGAUGGGGAGAUCCUCAUUAUGUAACUUUUGAUGGGACUUACUACGCUUUCCAAGGAGACUGUUCUUAUGUCUUGGUCAAAGAGAUACACCCAAAAUACAACUUCAGUGUUGUCAUUGACAACUACAUGUGCGAUUCCCCUGAUGGUUUGUCCUGCCCCCAGUCCCUAACAGUGUAUUACCAAUCCUAUGAGAUCUUUAUGACCCAGAAGGACAUUCAUGGAGUGUUCACAAACUUGAUUUAUAUCAACGGCAAACAAAUCAUCCCUGCCUAUGAAAACAAAGACUUCAGGAUCUCAGACAACGGAAUUGAAACACUCUUAGUCAUACCUGCCAUAGAUGCACGUGUUUCCUUCAGAGGCCUCAUGUUCAGCAUUUACCUGCCCUACUCUAAAUUCUACAACAACACAGAGGGGCAGUGUGGAACCUGUGACAACAACCGCAAGGAUGACUGUCGUUUACCCAGUGGGAAAAUAGACAAAUCCUGUCCAGAUAUGGCGAACCAUUGGAAUGUUACAGGGAAGAAUGACAGUCACUGUGGGCAACAACAACCAACACCAAGCCCAUCGCCCAAACCAUGUCAAACCCAUCCAGCCAUCUGUAAAGUCAUCGAGAAUGAGAUAUUUGAAGAGUGCCACAAGGUCAUCCCCUAUGAGCCAUUUGUGAUAGCUUGUGAGUUUGAUGUCUGCCACAUGCCAGACAGCCAUAUUGGCUGUACAAGUGUGCAGAUAUAUGCAGCUACUUGUUCCAUGGCAGGAAUCUGUAUCGACUGGAGAAACUCCACAGGUGGAGAGUGCGACUACACAUGUGAAGAACCUAAAGUUUAUGAGCCAUGUGGUCCUCUGAUAGAGCCAACCUGUGAUGUCAGGUACAAUACAAAAUUCAUCAAGGAGGUGAACCAGUUCAGCGUGAUGGGAAAUAUCCUUACAGAAGGAUGUUUCUGUCCUCCUGGAACGACCCUUUUGAGCUCUGACUCUGAUGAGUGUGUCUCCUUCGACUGUGAAUACUGCCUGUUACCAAAUGGAAAGCCGAAAAGGGCCGGUGAGACCUGGACAAGUGACUGCCAGAACUGUGUGUGCGACACUGACACUCUGCACAUCCUCUGCACGCCGGUGGAUUGUCCACCUCAGCCACCUGUUACCUGCGACGAAGUGGGACAAAUAGUGGUCAUCGAGACAAAGGGUUGCUGCCAGAAGACCGUAUGCGCAUGCCAAAACAAUAGCAUCUGUCCUGCGAAACACACCUGUGAGCCUGGAUACACACUAGAAGUGACCAUGGGCGCCUGCUGCCCUAAAUAUACAUGCCUACCCAAAGCCGUCUGUGUCUCCAAUGGCACGGAAUAUAAGCCAGGAGACAUUGUUCCCAAAGCCAAGUGUGAACAGUGUAUUUGCAGCCAUGAGGUGGAUUCAAACACCCAUCUGCACAGCAUUAAAUGUACACCAACACCCUGCGACACUCACUGUCCGCUGGGCUUUGAGCACCAACCUGUACCUGGGCAGUGCUGUGGAAAGUGUGUGCAGACCAGCUGUGUUAUUAUCCUGCCUGACCAAACUGUGCACACUGUAAAGCCUGGUUCCACCUGGUCGGCCCCUGGUAAUAAGUGUGUGAAAUAUGAGUGCAUAAAGAUAGAAAAUCAACUUAUAUCCAUGGAGUCCAAGAUUGUCUGCCCUGAGUUCAAUCCGGAAGACUGCAUUCCAGGAACUGAAGUUAUUGCGCCAGAUGGCUGCUGUCAUGUCUGUAUUAAAAAAUGGCAGCCAUGUAACGUGACAAGGACUGUUUCCCACCUGGUCAGUGAUGGCUGCCAAUCUGUGAAGCCAGUAGAAAUGACGACUUGUGCCGGCUCAUGUGAGACCUCCUCCAUGUACUCCUUCCAAGCCAAAAUGGUGCAGCGAUCCUGUUCUUGCUGCCAAGAAACAGCUGUCAGUAAGAAGCAGGUGGAGAUGGUCUGCCCUGAUGGGUCGAAGUUCAAACACUCCUACGUGUAUAUCGAACAGUGCGGCUGCCUCCGAACCGAGUGCACGACGGAAGAGACAAAAGCCCAAGCCCAAGCCCAAGCCCAAGCCCAAGAGAAAGCAAAACUGCACCGCAGGAGACGAUGAAGGAGAGACGGCGACAAUGACGCGUCGUCCGUUUGAAUCUAUUCUUUAUUUAUGUUUUUCAUUUAAAGUCUGA